This is a messenger RNA of Clupea harengus (Atlantic herring), 1272 nucleotides long. RefSeq names its product putative nuclease HARBI1. The record is from RefSeq and is a predicted model, not a curated record. The transcript has a single exon. Lineage: Eukaryota; Metazoa; Chordata; Actinopteri; Clupeiformes; Clupeidae. Bases 1 to 1272 code for a protein of 423 amino acids.
AUGGCGGACUACAGGCUUGUGUUCGUGCUGCAUAAGCUACUGAGUCUAUUAGGGCUACUACAGCAAAAUCUUCUGCUCCUCUCCUACUAUGACGAGCAGCAAAUGAUCGUGGACAACCACAUACGCCACAUGCUUUUAGAUCAACCGCGGAGAGCAACCAGAAGGGAAACCAGAAGGGAAACCAGAAGAAAGUUUUGGGUUAGACCUGGGAGAACCAGUAGCUGGUGGGACAACUUUGUCAAUGGCGUUGUCGUGGACAAUGAAUGGAGGGAGAACUUCCGCAUGUCUAGAACAUCUCUUGUUGCCCUGAGCGAAGAACUUCGCCCGUAUAUCGAAGGACAAAAAACAAACAUGAGGGCACCGAUUGAAACGCUCAAAAGGGUUGCGUUAACGCUUUAUUACUUGAGCAAUGGGGGAGGGCUACGGAAGACUGCGAACGCUUUCGGCGUGUCGCGAACGUCAGUGUCCGGCAUUGUCAGACAGACAUGCAAGGCGAUCGCCAUCCACCUGGGUGAAAAAUACAUAAAGCUACCUUUUACGGAGCCGGAGGCCAAGGAUCUAGUUGUGGGCUUUCAUCGUGCUCACGGACUGCCACAGUGCUUGGGAGCAGUCGACGGCACCCACGUCGAGUUCAAGCCGUCAUCAUCCUCCAUCUCCAUGGACUACGUGAACAGUAACGGCAAACCUUCCCUAAAUGUACAGGCCGUCUGUGACUACAAGUACAGAUUUAUGGAUGUCGUGAUAAAGUGGCCUGGGAGUGUGAACGACGCAAGGAUUUUUGCCAAUUCAAAGCUAAACUUCUAUUUGAAGACCGGCAAGAUCCCUGUUCUGACAAAGCAGAUUGUGGACGGCGAGGAGGCCAUACCAAUUUUUCUUCUUGGUGACUCAGCCUACCCUCUGUUGCCUUACCUGAUGAAAGGAUAUUCAAACGGUGGUUCUACACCUCAAGAACAAUACUUUGGGUUAUGUUUGUGUAGGGCACACAUGGUCAUAGACUUUGCGUUUGGACGCCUCAAGGCCAGGUUUGCUGCACUGCAAAGGCCUAUGGACAUAAACUUGAAUGACCUGCCCCAUGUCAUUUACGCCUGCUUUGUUCUGCACAAUUUCUGUGAGGCCAAUAAGGAGCCUGUGGAUGAACAAUCUGUGUUGGGAACAAUACAAGGUGACAACGACUUGCAGCCUCCUUCACAAUGCAACCACCAUCUCACUGACUGUGAUGAGGGGGAGGGAAAGAGAGUGAGGAGAGUUCUUACAAAGUACCUUGACCCUUAA